Messenger RNA from Arabis nemorensis, 408 nucleotides. NCBI's taxonomy places the organism in Eukaryota, Viridiplantae, Streptophyta, Magnoliopsida, Brassicales, Brassicaceae. The record is from the annotation of a GenBank genome assembly.
AUGCUAAUCGAAGGAGCCGUGCAGGUUCGUAGAGACUUCCCAGGCUUCUCCAAGAUAGAAAGGGCAACAACAUCAAAUCAUUGUGAGACCAAGACUUCGAGAAUUGAAGGGUUUGAUUACUCGAGUGAUGUUGCAACAGAAGAAUCGGUUCUUGAAUCUAAUGGAGAAAACAAAGAUAAACAAAACCAGAGUCGUAGUACAUGCUCGACAAAAGCGAGAAAUACGAGCCUGGUAAUGCAGGGAAGAUUGAGUUUACAUUACUCAACCAAGGAAGUUGAGAGAGAUGUUGUGGAUAUCUCAAAGAGAGUUAUUGUUUCUGGACUCGCAGCUAAGUCGAAAUGCCCUUGGAGACAACCGAAGAAACGUGGUUCAAGACAGGAUAAGAGAAGAUUAGAGGUUUCAGAUUAG